Molecule: messenger RNA, 1083 nt
Organism: Anopheles coustani
Lineage: Eukaryota; Metazoa; Arthropoda; Insecta; Diptera; Culicidae
Product: chitotriosidase-1-like
Exons: 7
Coding region: 1-1083 (360 amino acids)
Biological process (GO): carbohydrate metabolic process; chitin catabolic process
Cellular component (GO): extracellular region
Molecular function (GO): chitin binding; chitinase activity
Source: RefSeq, a predicted model, not a curated record
AUGAAAGCGGUUUUGGCAGUAGUUUUGAUAUGCAUCACGUCAGUCGUGGCACAGAACAUCGUGUGCUACUACGACAGCCGUGCGGCCAGCUAUAGCACUCCGACGUAUCCGAGCAAUUUCAGCACAACACACUGCACCCAUUACAUCUACGACGGCAUCGGUGUGACGAGUCUUGGGGAUGUGCGCGUCCUCAGCAGCUACGAUACAUCAUCUGGGUUUGCCGAUUUCCAGGCCCUGCGCAAGAACGCCAACAUCAAACUGUUCGUGCAGCUCGGCUCGGAGCGCGACGGCAGUAAAAGUUUGACGAACGCCAUCGCUGGACGCUGUGAGAGGCUGGUGAACAGCGUCGCCAUCUUCCUGGAGCAGUACAACUUCGAUGGCGUAGAAAUCGACCGACGAACCAAUGACUUCGAUAAGGGAGCGCUGGCGAGAUUCAUCAACCGACUCCGGGCCCGGCUGUACAUGAUGAACAAGCAGCUGUCCGUGUCCGUUUCGGCCCAGCUGAUCGAUGCGUACGAUAUCACCUCCCUAAGCCUGUACGCCGACAUGAUAAACUUUCACGCCUACAACUUCACCGGCUCGUUCACCAGGACCGCCAAUCUUGCUCCACUCUUUUCGGCCGGUUCUGCCACCUCGGCCGUCAGCGUGAACUCAACGCUUACGUCUUGGCUAACGGCGGGCGCUCGACGCAACAAGAUAAAUCUUGUGGUGGCCGCGUACGGUCAGACGUAUGUGCUGACAAGCGAAGCCCAGAAUGGCGUCGGAGCUAGCGCCAUCGGUCCCGGUGCGGCCGGACCAAAUACGAAGCGGGCCGGACUGCUCGCCCUCUACGAAUUCUGCACGCUCGCGUCCUACACCCCGGCAACCGAUGCGAAUGCGGCCACCGCGUACUUCUUCAGCGGCAAGAACUGGGUCAGCAUCGAGACGGAGGACACGUUGGUCCAGAAAUAUACCUAUGUCCUGGAUAAUGGGCUGGCCGGAGUGGGCAUCUACACGCUCGACCUGGACGACGCUACCAACGCGUGCUCCAAGGGGGCGUACCGGGUGGCGGAGCUGGCGUACCAGUAUUUCAACGGCGCGUAA